AUGUGGUUUCUCUCCAUGCCUCCCAUCCAGGGUGGAGAAGAUGGAAAACAGAAAGUGCAGUUCUCAGAUUCUCUCUCCAGCAAGCCCCUGGAUCUACCCAUUGCCACCUUCUCAACUAGAGUCCCAAAUGAUGCCAAGCUAAUGGUUACUAAUCCUCACAGCAGAAAGACUUUGACAACAAAUCAUGCGGGCAUCGGGACUGAACUAGAACAAGAUGGAGAGCAACAUCACCCUGUGUCCCUAAUGUGGAGAACAUCUGCUAUGUAUCUGAAAGCUUGGCAAAUGACGGGCACAAGAGUUACAGGGACUCCUGCGAGACAAGGGACAUUUAGAAUGUCUGCUCACUUUAUGGUGUCUCGUCUAAGUGACUCAGCACAGAAGACACCAAAACAGCACCACAGCCCCCCGUUUAGUGUUGGAGGCUUCAUUGUGGUUGUUCCAAUACUGAUUCAAGAGCACUGCCUGGCAGUGAACAGGCACGAGGUGGAGAGCCAAGUCCCAGAUACAAUCACCUGUGCUGCUGACUGCUUUCUGACCCUUUGCCAUCUUCCCACAGGACUGAAAAAACGUACAAGGAAGGCCUUUGGAAUACGGAAGAAAGAGAAAGACACUGACUCUACGGGCUCCCCAGAUCGAGAUGGGAUGCAGGGGAACAAAAAGGCCCAGAAGACCCAGCUUCUCUUCACCUCUUGCUUCUGGCUCAGAGCCCUCUCCUUAGCUCUGUCUCAGCAGCCCAGCCCACACGAACCACCCUACCAUAGCAAAGCAGAGUGUGCACGGGAAGGAGGCAAGAAAGCGUCGAAAAAAAGCAACGGGGCACCAAAUGGAUUUUAUGCAGAAAUUGAUUGGGAAAGAUAUAACUCUCCUGAGCUGGAUGAAGAAGGUUACAGCAUCAGACCUGAAGAACCAGGCUCUACCAAAGGAAAGCACUUUUAUUCUUCAAGUGAAUCCGAAGAGGAAGAAGAAUCGCACAAGAAGUUCAACAUCAAGAUUAAGCCAUUGCAGUCAAAGGACAUCCUUAAGAACGCUGCCACGGUAGAUGAGCUGAAGGCUUCAAUAGGCAACAUCGCGCUCUCCCCGUCGCCUGUGAGGAAAAGUCCGAGGCGCAGCCCGGGUGCAAUUAAAAGGAACUUAUCCAGUGAAGAAGUCGCAAGGCCCAGGCGAUCCACCCCGACUCCAGAACUUACAAGCAAGAAGCCUCCAGAUGACACGCUGGCCCUGGCUCCUCUCUUUGGUCCACCGUUAGAAUCAGCUUUCGAUGAGCAGAAGACAGAAGUUCUUUUAGAUCAACCUGAGAUAUGGGGUUCAGGCCAACCAGUUAACCCGAGCAUGGAGUCUCCGAAGCUAGCAAGACCGUUUCCCACUGGAACGCCCCCACCUCUGCCUCCAAAAUCUGUACCAGCCACGCCACCUCGAACGGGCUCCCCCUUAACAGUGGCAACAGGAAAUGACCAGGCAGCCACAGAGGCCAAAAUUGAGAAACUACCAUCCAUCAGUGACCUGGACAGCAUUUUUGGCCCAGUGCUCUCUCCCAAGUCCGUUGCCGUUAACACUGAAGAGAAGUGGGUCCAUUUCUCUGAUGCGUCCCCGGAACAUGUUACUCCAGAGUUGACUCCAAGGGAAAAGGUGGUGACCCCACCAGCCGCAUCAGACAUCCCAGCUGACUCCCCAGCUCCAGGCCCACCUGGCCCCCCAGGCUCCGCAGGUCCCCCAGGGCCUCCUGGUCCUCGCAAUGUACCAUCUCCGCUCAAUUUAGAAGAAAUCCAGAAGAAAGUCGCUGAGCAGACCUUCAUUAAAGAUGAUUACUUAGAAACGCUCUCCUCUCCUAAAGAGUGUGGGUUGGGACAGAGAGCAACUCCACCUCCCCCACCACCACCCACCUACAGGACUGUGGUUUCGUCCCCCGGACCUGGCUCGGGCAGUGGUACGGGGACCACCAGUGGUGCAUCGUCUCCUGCGCGGCCAGCCACCCCCUUAGUCCCUUGCAGUACCACUCCACCUCUGCCUCCUCCCCGGCCUCCAUCCCGGCCAAAGCUACCGCCAGGAAAACCUGGAGUCGGCGAUGUGGCCAGACCCUUUAGCCCACCCAUCCACUCUUCCAGUCCUCCUCCGAUAGCUCCCUUAGCCCGGGCUGAGAGCACUUCUUCAAUUUCGUCGACCAAUUCCUUGAGCGCAGCUACCACUCCCACCGUUGAGAAUGAACAGCCUUCCCUCGUUUGGUUUGACAGAGGAAAGUUUUAUUUGACUUUUGAAGGUUCUUCCAGGGGACCAAGUCCUCUCACUAUGGGGGCACAGGACACCCUCCCAGUUGCUGCAGCAUUCACAGAAACCGUCAACGCCUACUUCAAAGGAGCAGACCCGAGCAAAUGCAUUGUCAAGAUUACGGGAGAGAUGGUCUUGUCCUUCCCUGCCGGCAUCACCAGACACUUUGCCAACAACCCAUCCCCAGCUGCUCUGACUUUUCGGGUGAUAAAUUCCAGCAGGUUAGAGCACGUCCUGCCGAACCCCCAACUUCUCUGCUGUGAUAAUACACAAAAUGAUGCCAAUACCAAGGAAUUCUGGGUAAACAUGCCAAAUCUGAUGACUCACCUAAAGAAAGUCUCUGAACAAAAACCCCAGGCUACAUAUUAUAAUGUGGACAUGCUCAAAUAUCAGGUGUCUGCCCAGGGCAUUCAGUCCACACCUCUGAACUUGGCAGUGAACUGGCGAUGUGAGCCUGCGAGUACUGACCUGCGCAUAGAUUAUAAAUACAACACGGACGCCAUGACCACCGCAGUAGCCCUUAACAACGUGCAGUUCCUGGUCCCCAUAGACGGAGGAGUGACCAAGCUCCAGGCUGUGCUUCCUCCAGCCGUCUGGAAUGCUGAGCAACAAAGAAUAUUAUGGAAAAUUCCUGAUAUCUCUCAGAAGUCAGAAAAUGGAGGCGUAGGUUCUCUACUGGCAAGAUUUCAGCUAUCCGAAGGCCCAAGCAAACCUUCCCCGUUGGUUGUGCAGUUCACGAGUGAAGGAAGCACACUGUCUGGCUGUGACAUCGAGCUUGUUGGGGCAGGGUACCGGUUUUCACUCAUCAAAAAGAGGUUUGCAGCAGGAAAAUACUUGGCAGAUAACUAAUAAAAUCUCAUGCAAGGACUUGGAAGACCCAUGUCCUGGAGAACCGUUGUAUGAGAGACGGGUUUUAAUCUGGUUUGAUGAAAAC
Arvicola amphibius (Eurasian water vole) is the source of this 3196-nucleotide messenger RNA. It is a transcript of the gene Sgip1, whose product is annotated as SH3GL interacting endocytic adaptor 1. The transcript is spliced from 29 exons. Gene Ontology annotation, biological process: clathrin coat assembly; clathrin-dependent endocytosis. Bases 1 to 3111 code for a protein of 1036 amino acids. Gene Ontology annotation, cellular component: clathrin-coated pit; cytoplasm; clathrin-coated vesicle. NCBI's taxonomy places the organism in Eukaryota, Metazoa, Chordata, Mammalia, Rodentia, Cricetidae. The record is from RefSeq and is a predicted model, not a curated record.